Molecule: messenger RNA, 312 nt
Organism: Paramecium pentaurelia
Lineage: Eukaryota; Ciliophora; Oligohymenophorea; Peniculida; Parameciidae
Source: the annotation of a GenBank genome assembly
AUGUCUCACACAAUCAUGAAUGAGAGUAAUUAUAAAAAGAUAUUGAGUAGAAUUCAUUGGUAUAUAAAUUUGUAUAUCUUUUCAUUUAGAUUAAGAGAGUUAGAUUUGAUGAAAUUAAAGGAAAUUAAACUAUUUUAUUAUUGUAGUAUAAGAAAAAGAAUCAAUAGGAAUGGAUUAACAGAGUUCUAACAGGUGUUUGUGUUUCAUAUUUCAGGUAUAUAUAUACUAUUAAAAUUGGAAUUGGAUGAGAAUGAGAUAUUUCAUCUAUUAAUAUUUUUAGUAAUUAAUAACCCUCAAUUAUUUAAAAUGUGA